CUUUAAAUCGCACACACAUAUAAAGUGGGCAGAUCACAGCCUGCUACCAAACCAUUAUCACGGGAUUCAAAGGUUUGAAGGAUUGAUACAAACACUUCCAAUGGAUCUGUUAAUGUUCGGGAUUUUUCUCUCUAUCACCUGCAGCAUUGUUCAAGGUGUUACUCCAAAUUGUUGUCUUACAACAACAUCAAACUUUCCAAUUAGAAUUCUUAGAAAGGUGGAUAACUAUGAUGUUCAGACCAGCGACGGAGUCUGUCCGAUCAAUGCUGUCGUGUUGCACUUUCAAGAGAGGAGAUUUUGUGCUCAUCCAAGGGUGGAGAAAAUUCUGUGGCGCUUAAAAUCACGAAGGGAAAAAAUGUCUCAAAAAAUCACAUCUGAUGUCCGUGCAUGAGGACAAGAAAUGUUUUGUACAACCUAAAAAAAAAAUGCAUGAUUGAUGUUUGCAUGCUUGUAUCUUCUUUCUCCAAUUUUAUUUAGUGAACUUCACAUGUAAGUUUUUUGUAACUU
Misgurnus anguillicaudatus (oriental weatherfish) is the source of this 507-nucleotide messenger RNA. NCBI's taxonomy places the organism in Eukaryota, Metazoa, Chordata, Actinopteri, Cypriniformes, Cobitidae. The record is from RefSeq and is a predicted model, not a curated record.